Molecule: messenger RNA, 2780 nt
Organism: Oppiella nova
Lineage: Eukaryota; Metazoa; Arthropoda; Arachnida; Sarcoptiformes; Oppiidae
Source: the annotation of a GenBank genome assembly
AUGAAGAGUGAACCCGUCUAUUCAACUCAGAGUCCCCUCUGGAUGCCCAUCACUAUGAGAGUCAGAUCCCUAUGUAAUGGAGAUUAUGAGCGCACCAUUAAAAUCGAUUGUUUCGAUCACCGAUCCAAUGGUAAUCAUAAGCUGAUUGGCAGCUGUUUUACAAACCUCCGGAGUCUAACCAAAGGACCAAAUGAUGAGAAUAAGUAUCCGAUAAUAAAUUCAAAGAAGAAGAGGAAUAAGAAUUACAAGAACUCUGGAUUCGUUGAAUUGGAAUCGAUUGGAGUGACAGAAGAGAUCACUUUUCUGGACUAUAUUCGCGGCGGAACUCAAAUGCAUUUCGCGGUCGCCAUUGACUUCACCGCAUCUAACGGUCCGCCAAGAGAUCCACAAUCUCUACACUAUCUCGACAUAUAUGGGAAUCGACCCAACCCUUACGAAAUAGCGCUCAGAAGUAUUGGCGAUAUAAUACAACCGUAUAAUAGCGCCGGAUUUGGCGCUAAGAUUCCUCCGACGGGUGAAGUGUCACAUUUGUUUCAUUUGAAUGGCAUUCCCUCCCAUCCCUAUUGCAGUGGAGUGACGGAGAUCCUGGACCACUACAGGAAACGGUUGGCAUCCGUGACCCUCUACGGGCCCACAAACUUCUCGAACGUAAUCAAUAACACCAUAUCUAUUGCCCGACAAUACGAAGACGGAAAGCAUUACUUUGUUUUGCUGAUAGUCACGGAUGGCAUCAUAUCCGACAUGAUUCACACCAAGAAUGCGAUCAUCAAUGCGUCCAAACUUCCCAUUUCUAUCAUCAUAGUGGGCGUCGGGAACGCCGACUUUGCCGCCAUGAAUGAGUUGGACUCGGAUGACGUGCGCCUACAGGUGGACGGCAAGUACGCCGAGAGAGAUAUCGUUCAAUUCGUGCCGUUGAAUAGGUUUUUGGCUAAAAAGGGACCCUUUAUUAGAGCGCAGGCAGAUCUCGCCAAAGAGGUAUUGUAUGAAAUACCCGAACAAAUGACUGGAUUUAUGAGAUCCAGAGGCUAUAAACCAAAUAUUCCAAUAGAGAUGACCCUCUCGUGUCGUAAUCUUCUCAAUAAAGACAUUCUCUCGAAAUCGGAUCCGUUUUGUUUGGUUCAGAUGAAGGACUCGUGGAGUGAGAAGUUCGUGGAGAUCGGGAGGACCGAAACCAUCACCGAUAACCUCAACCCCGAAUGGGUCAAGAAGUUUGUCAUUAGCUAUAACUUCGAGACCGUUCAGAAGAUGCGGUUCGAGGUGUGGGACGUGGAUCCGGACGGCAAAGAGUUUUUGGGACACUUCGAGACAACGUUAGCCGAAAUCGUGGCCUAUUCUGGGCGACAGUUCGUGAAGAAGUUGUCGGGAAUACCGAACAGAGAGUGCGGAGACAUCGUUAUAGUGACGGAAGAGCUGUCUUCGUGCAAACAAAUAGUUCAAAUGCAGUUCAGCGCCAAAUCACUGACCAAACUGUCGUGGAUUUGGAGGAAUGACCCGUUUUUGGUGUUUUCGCGAUCUAACGAAGACGGGACCUAUUCGGUGGUCAUGAAGAGUGAACCCGUCUAUUCAACUCAGAGUCCCCUCUGGAUGCCCAUCACUAUGAGAGUCAGAUCCCUAUGUAAUGGAGAUUAUGACCGCACCAUUAAAAUCGAUUGUUUCGACUACCGAUCCAAUGGUGACCACAGACUGAUUGGCAGCUGUUUUACGAGUCUUAGGGCUCUAACUAAGGGUCCAAAUGAAAACAAGUAUCCGAUUGUGAAUCCAAACAAAAAGAAAAACAAGAAUUACAAGAACUCUGGAUUCGUUGAAUUGGAAUCGAUUGGAGUGACAGAAGAGAUCACUUUUCUGGACUAUAUUCGCAGCGGAACUCAAAUGCAUUUCGCGGUCGCCAUCGACUUCACCGCAUCUAACGGUCCCCCAAGAGAUCCACAAUCUCUACAUUUCCUCGACCUAUACGGCGGUCGACCCAACCCUUACGAAAUCGCUUUGAGAAGUGUAGGGGAGAUAAUACAACACUAUGACAGCGCCGGCAUGUUUCCGGCAUUUGGAUUUGGUGCUAAACUCCCGCCAACGGGCGAAGUGUCCCAUCAGUUCCCACUUAAUGGCAAUCACUCGCAUCCCUAUUGCAGUGGUAUUCCGGAGAUACUGAAUCACUACAGGACCCGAUUGGCAUCCGUGACCCUCUACGGGCCCACAAACUUCUCAAACUGUAUUAACAACACGGCGUCCAUUGCCCGACAAUUCCAAGACGGGAAGCAUUACUUCAUUUUGUUGAUCAUAACGGAUGGCAUUAUCUCUGAUAUGCACCAAACGAAGAACGCGAUCGUCAAUGCGUCCAAACUUCCCAUUUCUAUCAUAAUAGUGGGCGUCGGGAACGCCGACUUCGCCGCUAUGGAUGAGUUAGACUCGGAUGACGUGCGCCUACAGGUGGACGGCAAGUACGCCGAGAGAGAUAUCGUGCAGUUCGUGCCACUGAACCAAUACCUGUCCAAAAACGGACCGUUCGUCAGAUCUCAGGCCGACUUAGCCAAAGAAGUUUUAGCCGAAAUACCCGACCAAAUGACUGGUUAUAUGAAGUCCCGGGGCUUUAAACCAGUCAAAUCUGUGCCAACGACAGACCCAUCGCAACCGUCACCAUCACAUCCCACGCCAAACGCCCCAUCGAUUGCCAUCUCUUGAGAAUUGUGUCUCAUUUUCACCGUUUAUUUACCAAUGAUUUAAUAAAUGACCUAAACUUCUAACAAUCUAUACAUUCUUCAUAUACCGGUUCAUAAUUUGAGCGC